Molecule: messenger RNA, 1944 nt
Organism: Echinococcus granulosus
Lineage: Eukaryota; Metazoa; Platyhelminthes; Cestoda; Cyclophyllidea; Taeniidae
Product: N-acetylglucosaminyl-phosphatidylinositol biosynthetic protein
Exons: 12
Coding region: 1-1944 (647 amino acids)
Biological process (GO): GPI anchor biosynthetic process
Cellular component (GO): glycosylphosphatidylinositol-N-acetylglucosaminyltransferase (GPI-GnT) complex
Molecular function (GO): phosphatidylinositol N-acetylglucosaminyltransferase activity
Source: RefSeq, a predicted model, not a curated record
AUGCUGGACAACAUGGAGUUCCUCGAAAAGCAUAAGGCCUUUCAAACUGAGGAAUUACCGUUGUCCACCUCGAACACCAUCAGCCACUUCUUCAUCUGUCUGCGCCUAUCGGCAAUCCUUUAUAACCGUAGCAGUCGGCGCAAAUCCACAUCGCCUAAUUUCUGGCUCAUUUGGUCCCGGUGUCAAGCCAUCAGCUUUCGUGUCGGAUCUAUGGAAGUCGUAGGCUCGCACCGUGCUCCUCAAACAUAUGCCACAUAUCAUUUCAGGGAAGGUGUGUCAUCUGAUUUGCCCUUGUCGUCUCAAACAAGCAAGCAAGCUAUGCUGCCCCGCGAGUUGUUGAGAGCAGAUAAGUCGGCUGUUUACUACAUUCCAUAUCGUUCGUUCUACGGCCAAACCGUUUUCGUCACUGUGUUUGGUGGCCUAACAGUUGUCCGCGAUAUUUUGGUCCGCGAAAGUGUGGAUGUGGUUCAUGGUCACUCGGCCUUCUCCCCAUUGGCAUUGGAGUCUCUGAUGCAUGCCAAGGCCCUCGGUCUGCGUGCUCUCUUUACGGACCACUCACUAUUCGGGUUUGCUGACCUCUCCUCCAUCCUCGCCAACCGUGCGCUUUUUAUGUCUCUAAACGUGGUGGAUAACUUCAUAUGCGUCUCUCAUGUGGCCAAGGAGAACACUGUGCUGCGUGGUGGCAUAGAACCAGAACGUGUCUACGUCAUUCCCAACGCCAUCGACCCCCGUGCUUUCACUCCUGAUCCUGCCCGCCGUGAUCCAGAUAAUAUCACCGUGGUCGUCGUCAGCCGAUUGGUUUACAGAAAAGGUGCAGACUUAUUGGCUGCUAUAAUUCCACCAUUGUGCUCCACCUUUCCUAAGCUUCGAUUUAUUAUUGGUGGUGAUGGUCCCAAACGAUUAGCACUGGAAGAGAUGAGAGAGCGACACAACUUACACUUCCGUGUGGAGAUGUUGGGCGCCUUGCCAAACCACAAAAUUCGUGAUGUCCUUGUUUGCGGCGACAUCUUCCUCAAUGUCUCUCUCACAGAGUCCUUUUGCAUUGCCAUUGUAGAGGCUGCGAGCUGCGGGCUCCUCGUAGUGAGCACGAAAGUAGGCGGUGUGCCUGAGGUGCUGCCUCCACACAUGAUCAGAUUGUCUGCAGUCAGCGCUUCGGGAUUAGCUUCCACGCUGGCCGACGCGAUUGAGGAGGUUCGUCAGCAGCGUCUCCAAUGGUCGCAGGAGGCCUCUCUGACUCGGUCUGUAUCUAUUGAGUCUCAGGCAAGUGUUGCGGGUUCUAGAUGGAUGUCAUUUGUCAAGCAGAGUGAUGCCGCGAAUCAACGCCAAUCACUCCGUCGAUCGAGAAGUGUUUCCUUAGAAAGAAUGAACGAGAGGAAAGAGGUUGAGAGUGGCACAUCAAUGGGUCUGGGUGGCCCUCGGAUCCGGCUUAGCCAGUCAUCCUCCUGGCCCUCCGCCUCCGCCGUUGAAAUGGCAUGGCAACGCCAUCGUCAGAUCCGCCUAUGCUACACCUGGGGUGAUGUCACUCGACGCACUGAAAUCGCCUAUCAAGCAGCCAUGUCGCGGCCGCGUAUCACUCCCAAAGACGCUAGCAUUGCGUACGUCGCUCUAUUUUCUGCUCCAAGUGAGGUACUUGAUCCCAUCCAAAAUGUCAUGGCUUAUCAAAGACUGGGUCCAGUAUGUGGAAUUAUAGUGGCAAUCGGAUGGAUGAUUGAGUGGAUUUUUAUCAUUCUCUUGGAAUGGUUCAAACCAUCCAAUACAAUUGAUCGAGUACCCUACUUUGCCACAACAUCAUGGCAAUUCGACAUGUGGAACCAAUCGGUGAUCUCGCCUUACGAGGAGAUGAAGACGACGUCCAUAUUGGGCAGUACUCCCAAGAGGUGUGCCUUCAAACAAAAAGGUGCCACCUCCACUGCAUGUGGCGAUGUCACUCGGACCUCCUAUUAA